CUCCCUCGUGUUUACCAGGACUCGCCUGAUGUCGGUUGAUAUUAGACAACUGAGAAUUGUUGUGGUUGGUGACGGAGCCGUGGGUAAGACCAGCUUCCUCAAGGCUUACACUGAGGGCUCCUUCCCAAUGGAGUACAUACCCACCAUCUUCGAUAACUACAUAGAAUGCUUCCAGAGAAACGAAGAGAAUUUUAUCAUCAAUUUCGUAGACACGGCUGGCCAAAGUGACUAUGAUCAACUACGUCCACUCUCCUACAAGGAAAUCAGUGUGUGUCUUGUCUGCUUCAACGUAAAUAGCAUUUCAACGUACGAAAACGUCAAAAACAAAUGGUUACCUGAGGUACGAAAGCAUUGUGGGGACGACUUGCCCAUUCUUCUUGUUGGUCUGCAGACAGAUUUGCGUGCGGCUUCCGCUAAGGACACUACAGUAAGCAGAGAAGCGGCCCAGAAACUGGCGCACUCACUGGGACUGGUCAGCUACGUGGAGUGCUCGGCCAAGACCUGCGCAGGCUGUGACCACGUCAUAGAGAUGGCUAUUCAAGCAGCUAUAUCUCCACAGGCAACAUAUAAAGGCUGUUGCAGUAUUCUCUGAGACUAUGCUGACUUUUCACGACGCUGUAUAGUGGAAGUGGAGACUUGUGGUGUCUAUACGUUUUCUAUCUUAGAGGAUUGCCUUUUGCAAGGGAUACUUUCUUACUUGCAUGUUCUCAGGUUUUUUUUUUUAAUUAUGUAUUUUCCUGGAGAAUUGUGAUUGGUGGCUUCCUUUCUUGUUAAUACUCCCGAAGACGCUCACUGUAAAUAAUGACUUGUGACAAGUUUGCCGAUAAAAGUACCUGUACUUAAGUUAUAAACUUUUAAUUUAAGUGAUUGUACUCUUUUUGUCUUUGUUUCGUGUCUGAGUAAUAUAUUUUUGUAAGCUCUGUUAUGCUUACAAUAAAUAUAAGUCACACACACACAAAUAGUGUAUGUAUGUAGAUUAAAUUAGCACUUUAAAAGCACUACAAUCACCUUCUGUGAUUGAUUGUUCAAUUAAUCACUGAACUAUAUGUUUGACAGAUCUCUCACCCUGUCCAUGGAGGACAGAAGAAAUGUAUAUAUGAUGGUUAGCAUUGUAAGUGUAUAUGCCACGUCUGUGGUAGAAAAUAGUAAUAAAAAUUGGAUUUACUAGUCUUAAAUUUGUUUAUCACUUAGGUUAAUAUGCAUAAUAAUUUUGCUAUGUGUAUUAUUGUUUUAGUAAAUGCAUUAGCAAUAGAACGUGGAAAAUUUAGGAUAUUAUUACAUUUACUUUGAAUUCUUAUGUGUCAUGUUUAAUUAUAAAAAUGGUGUAGAUUUUAGCUGUAUUAUGUAGCAAUGACAGUGUAUAUUUCAAGACUUUUUAGUUAAAUAAUUUCUUCGUUCGUUAAAGUCGAUCGUGCAAUUCUCAACUGUGCCAUUGACAUGACCACUUUAAAGUGGUUUAGUAUAUACUCUAUUGUAAAUGGUUUAAUGUAUGUUCUUCUGCAAGUGGUUCAAUAUAUAUAGGGUGGCCCAAAAGUACUGUGAUGAGGUGUACUGUGAUCAGAUGUUCUCCGACGAGUUAUACAGUGACCAGGUGUACUAUAACUGUAACCAAAUGUUCUGUCAAUAGUUGUACUGUGACUAGGUGUACUGGUACAGGUGUGCUGUGACCAGGUGUGCUAUGACCAGGUGUAUAAAUUUUGAUGCUAUGGUCCACUACCUCAAACUGGCGAUGCACAGAGUGUGAGGACAGUUAAUUAAAGCAUCUGAUGGUAUACACAGAAUAAUUUGCAUAAUACGAGGAAUUGCUUUGAAGGAUGUAUAUAGAAUAUCACUAAAUUAAUAUUCUGCCUCAUUAGAAGAGUGAAGAAUAUGUUGCUUCGUUAAAAUAAGUCUUCAAAAUAUUUCCUUCACACUCGAUAUACACACUAAUGGAGGGCAACAGACUAAAGAGAAUUCUAAAGUGGUGGUGAGAAGUCCACAACACCCUAAGUCCCUCUCUGUGGAGCCAAGUACGUAUUUUCAAAACUAGAUUCAUUUAAAUCUUGAAGCAGCUAGAGAUACAUUUAAUGAUCCAUUUUACAGUUUCAAUUCAAAAUAGCCGCCUUAAUGGCCGCCAUCUUUAGUUCCAGGGACACAGUGAAGAUGUUUAGACUUUAUCAUACAAUAUAACACCAUACCUUGAGUGCCUGGAACUCGGAGCACAGUUGUCAUGUAGGAAUGAAACAGAGAGACAACCUUCGUCCUUGCCACAGCAUAAUUUGCUCUAGAAAUGUUGGAAUUUUGGGCGUUGGCGCAAAUGAGGUUGAUCACUUUCUGUGUGUAUAUAUAUGGUACCCAGUUGCCGGAUAUUUUCUCUCGGCUUACUUCACCGAUAGAAAAUACUGAUUUGUUUAUGGUAAUUAUCAGGAGAAAGCACUUAGGAGGUACACGAGGACCUGGGAUACGAGGUCAGAGCGAACUACUGUAUCUGUACCCAAUCACUUGGAUCAUCGGAGAUCGACCAAUUGAACUUACAGGAUACGAGGCCGUCGCUAUACUGACCAGUCCAAGUGGAUGGACUAACGAUGUUGAGAGAUGAAAACAAACCCGUGAUUUUGGGAGGUAUUGCUGACAGCCAUUUGAGCAGGAAACUACUCUUGAGCACAUUGUUAACCAUUCCGAUUUGUUUAUGAUUGUACCUGCUGUGGGUGUGGCUGGCAACGAAGCCUAACGUUAGUCUACACGUAUUCAGAAUCACAAACUUUAUUGGGAACAACUUAUACAAAUUAUUAUAAUUCUGGCUGGACUGAACACGUGCACAGUGGUGUAAACUAAACUUACAUUUUUAUACAUAAAUUGAAUAACAUAACUGCUUAAAAUUUGAGUGGUGAUAUAUAUUAAUAAAACAUUGUGUAGGAGUAACGACAACUGCAAUAGCAUUAAUAAUGGUAGUAAUAAUAACAGCAGUAGUCUAGACGUACAUUAAUGACCGCUGUUGUUACAUCCUUCAUGUAAUCACCUUGUUGCUUGCUCCUUCACGCGGGGCUCUUUCGUCGCCUGCUUCUUUCUUCUUGUUCGGUAAUAAUCUUCAUCACACAUUCAAUGUUAUCGAUUCUUUUGCAGACGUCUCCAUGUUUCACUAACCUCAAUUCUAGUCCCCUGUGCACUCGUCCCUCAAGUUCAAGUAUGUUUAUUGAGACAAGAAAAAAAUACAUCUCAGUAGAGUAUAAGUUAGGCUACUUAGGCUAAUCUAGGCUUAGAGUAGCCUAAGCUACUCAGAUAGAGUAGCUUAGGCUAUUUUUUACCCCCUACCAUCCCUCGAGCUCAUCUACUCAAACCCUGUUCCACUCUCUGGUUUUCAGUCAUAGCUUAUCCAGCAUUAUGGUCUUAUAUUAUAGUACACGGGGUCCUGUAGCACAGUGGUAUGUGUCCUUAG
Molecule: messenger RNA, 3415 nt
Organism: Procambarus clarkii (red swamp crayfish)
Lineage: Eukaryota; Metazoa; Arthropoda; Malacostraca; Decapoda; Cambaridae
Product: cdc42 homolog
Biological process (GO): small GTPase-mediated signal transduction
Molecular function (GO): GTPase activity; GTP binding
Source: RefSeq, a predicted model, not a curated record